AUCCAUGCUUACCAUCGUCCACUUCGCCUUUUGGAGAACCGGCGCAUAAUACACAUUGCUUCUUUUUGGGGUAUUUUUGAGUAAUUUCUUUUACCAUUUAUUUCAAAAGAUUGAAUUGGUGACUCAAAAUUCAUAUUAACGGGUUUACUUUUGCUUUUUCCUCGUUCACCCAUUCAUCCAUUCACUGAUCUAUUGUAAAUCAUCGACGUCGUCGUCUUUCUGCUUAUACUUGUUGUACUUUUGGCGUCGCAUUUUUCAAUUCCUUUUUUCCAGACUGUUGUUUGCCUUAUAGUCUCUACUCUCCUUUGCUUUAUACUUGGUUUUUUUAUCAUCAUAGCGAUAGUAUCUCUCUCGGCCCUUGAUAUCAUCUAUCGAACCCGCCGUCUUACCGUGGUACCUUCUACCGUUCUUGCUUACUGAUCCAAAUUCAGAAUUUUUUUUUUCUUCUUCUUCUUCUUUUUCGUUUCCCUUUUCCCUUUCUUCCUCUUCUGUCAAGGAAAGUCCUUUGUCGCUUUUUUAUUCCACUGUACUGUUUUGCUUGUUUUUGUGAGCUCUGGCUCUUUCAGACGUACUAGCAUACACCUCUCUCUCUCUCUCUCCCUCUCUUUGUGUGUGUGUAUCACAAGCUGUCCUUUGUUGGAUUGUUUGAAAACUAUCGCAAGAGUAUCAUUACGGUAUAUAUCUUGACUUUGAAUUCUUACGAACCACUCUUUCGCUCGUAGAAGAAUUGAUUGUUUUUGUUUUCUAUUUUGCUUUUUAUUUUUUUUUCUUACCCAUUUUCUUUUUGACGUUGGAAUUGCUGCAACUAAUUCAAACGACUGUUUUAUUCCCAACGACCGUUGCUGAUCACUUCUUCCAAAACUUUGACUUUGCCUUUUUUAGUGACUUGUUUCCUUUGUUUUUUUGUCAACGUUCAGCAUCUUUCCCUUUCUUCUCUUUUCCUGGCUUUUCUAUAUUGACAGUGCCCUAGAUGACUUCUAUCCAUUCUGAACAGGGAUCGGCUGCAGAACCUAGCCUUGAGGAUCCUUCCACAACUCCUCACAUACAAGACAGCCCCUCAAUUAAGCAGUCAACACCACAGGAUCUGCCAACGCAAUCCGAAAAUGGACUUGUUGACCACGAACCCUCUGAUGACAAUCAUCCUUCUUCCUUGGAUGGUCCUUCCAACAAUAACCGUUCCUCCGUUCCCAUCAUUAGCGAGCCCGCUUCCCAUGGAAAAACAACUCUAUGGAUGGGCGAACUCGAGCCUUGGCUCAACGAGUUGUAUAUUCAACAAGCUUGGGCCUCUCUUGGACACAACGUUAUUGUCAAGCUGAUUCAAAAUAAAUAUACUGGCCUUAAUUCUGGUUACUGCUUUAUUGACUUUAGUACCCAUGAAGAAGCCAAAGCUGCCAUGGAAUAUAAUGACAAACCCUUUCCAGGGACGAAUCGCUUGUUCAAACUCAAUUGGGCUUCUGGAGGAGGCAUUGGUGAUCGUUCGUCUAUCAAAGCUCCUGAGUAUUCUCUUUUUGUCGGUGAUUUGUCUCCCGUCGUAACCGAACGCAUGUUGUUUUCCUUGUUUGCUUCCGACUAUCCUUCCUGCAAAUCCGUCAAAAUUAUGACCGAUCCUAGUACCCGUAAUUCUCGUGGUUACGGCUUUGUCCGAUUCACCGACGAGACCGAACAAAAAAGUGCUCUAUCCACAAUGCAGGGAAAGAUUUGUGGAGACCGUCCCAUCCGAGUCGGGAUCGCCACUCCAAAAUCCAAGGCACAAGUCAUAAGUCCUGUUGGCUUAAUGCCUGUUAAUCUUCAACCCAUGGGUUUUUACAAUCCACCCCAGUCUUUGCCGCAACCUAUGCCGCAGCCUGUUCCCCAGUACCCUGAUACUACCAACUCAACUGUUUUCGUGGGCAGUCUUUCAAAAAAUGUUUCCGAAAAUGACCUUCAUGCUUUGUUUCAAAACUUUGGUGAUAUCACGUAUGUGAAAAUCCCUCCAGGAAAAGGCUGUGGAUUUGUGCAGUUUGUAAGCCAUCAGUCAGCAGAAUUGGCCAUAGCUCAAUUACAAGGAUAUCCCCUUGGGAAUUCUCGUAUCCGUCUCUCUUGGGGAAGAAACCAAAAUUCAUCGCUGAAUCCUCCUCCUGUGGUAGCUUAUCACUCACAAGUUUCGCCUGCUCCGGUGCCUGCUGCUCCAAUUUUUCCUACCGUUGGUUUGCCUACCCAGGCCCCAUUCAGUCCAUUUGGGGCAAUGACCCCUUCUCCAUUACCGGUCCCUGGUGUCGCUCCCAUGAAUUUAGAGGUCCCCAUGCAGCCUUCUAGUUAUCUUCCUGAACAAGCAUACGCCCCAAGUCCGUCAAAUCCAAUGUCCCCCGGCACAGUUACACCUAUUGACGAAGCUUUUCCCGCUAUGAGACACUAAUCGAAGGCAAACAUCCUUUUCCAACCAUUUCAUAAUCUAUAUUACUGGUUCUUGUUUAAUUAUUUGCUUCAUAUUCUAUAGCUUUAAUUCGUCCAACCUGGUGGCAUGCUUUACAAACUUAUAAUUUCGCAUUGCAUAAAAAGGCAAUUCUCUUAAAGAUUUACUGGCCUAGUGGCAAGUGAAAAAAGAAAAAGCUCAAAAUAGCCAAAUGUUGAGAAGAUGAUGUCGUACAUUUUACUUUACAAGGCUAAGAAUUGGAACUUUCCCGUGUAUUCAUUUUCCGUAAUUGAGAGAAGGUGAAAGAUCCCAUCGGUAAUUACUGUGUUUCUAAAGGUCCUUUCACUGAGUCUCUUCUGCCAUGAAACAGGUAUGGUUUAUAUCUACUUCAAUUAAUUUCUUUCUAUACUAGCUGGAGUUAGCGUAGACAGAUACUCAUUGUUUUUCCUUCUAUUCAACGUAGAAUCCCUUCUAGUUCAUAUAAUAAUUACAGGCAUCAAUAUUUGGAAGACGGUAAUCGUGUUUUUGGUUCAUGAUGGACUUUCUGUCUUUGAUAAUCAUGGUUAUUAAUUAAUCUGGUUUUAAGCUUUUCGAAAAUUUUUUUACGUUGCGUAUCCCGCUCAUGAAGACAUAGUUCUUGGUAUACAAUAAGGGUUUGUUAUAUUCACGCAUGCGAAUUUUCCUUUUUGGUUAUGAUCUUCUUUAUUGCUGUAAGAUUUGUUUGAUCGUGAUGCUUUUUACCUUUCCUUUAAGGGAACCGAAAGCGUAAGCAGCAGUUUGUAUCUUAUACAACUUAGAUUUAAUAUUAUAUACGAUGAACAGA
Messenger RNA from Schizosaccharomyces octosporus yFS286, 3215 nucleotides. RefSeq names its product RNA-binding protein. The transcript has a single exon. The coding region runs from base 971 to 2395 and encodes 474 amino acids. Gene Ontology annotation, cellular component: cytosol. NCBI's taxonomy places the organism in Eukaryota, Fungi, Ascomycota, Schizosaccharomycetes, Schizosaccharomycetales, Schizosaccharomycetaceae. Gene Ontology annotation, biological process: mRNA splice site recognition. Gene Ontology annotation, molecular function: mRNA binding. The record is from RefSeq and is a predicted model, not a curated record.